AUGGCUACUUCCUAUCAGUUUGGAUACAACAUCAGUGUCCUCAAUCAGCCUGUUACUCUAGUGAAGCAAUUUUUAAACGAAUCCUACUCCUCAUCACGGUCCUCAUCGUCGUCGUCAACGUCGUCUCCAGCGACUGACGGAAUAAGUGAGCAUGCACUAACCGUCAUCUGGUCUCUGUGUACGACCCUCUUCGUGUUUGGGGGGAUGAUCGGGGCCUUCGUCAUCGGGUUCAUCGCUGAUAGGUUUGGGAGGUCGGUCGUCCCUUUUUUAUUUGGACUCGGACCGAUGUACAUGCUAGAAGUGGUACCCUUCAAUUUGAAAGGUGCCAUGGGUACCAUCCAUCAACUCUUCAUCACCAUUGGCAUAGCUAUGGGAAGUCUCUUCGGUUUGAAUAAUUUAUUAGGGGUGGAAGGAAAGUGGCCGAUACUCCUGCUCUUGAAUGCGGUUCCGGGUGUGGCCAGCCUCGUCAUAUUCCCAUUCCUGCCCGACAGUCCCAGGUUCCUCAUGCUUGUCAGAAAAAAUAAGGAGGGUGCCAGAAAAGCCCUCCAAUGGCUACGAAGACGCACGGACGUGACGGACGAGAUAACGGAGAUGGAGGAGGAGUCAAAAAGUCAGCAGGGUCAGGGUGAAACGUACACCAUCAUGAAACUCUUGAGGACUCGAGAACUCAUCCCACCGCUGAUCGUGUCCAUCGUCCUGCAGCUGAUGCAGCAACUCUCGGGCAUCAACGCCAUCUUUUUCUACUCAACCAGCAUCUACUUGAACGCAGGGGUGCCCGUCGAAACCGUCCAGUACGCCAACCUGGGGACGUGUGUCAUCAACGUCGCCAUGACCUUUGUCGUGAUACCUUUGAUGGACAGGCUUGGUAGGAGGAGCCUCUUACUUGGACCAAUCGCUGGCAUGAUUGUAACGCUGGCUGUUAUAACUGUUGCUUUAAACCUGCAGUCUAGCUACCCGUCAAUGAGUUACGUCAGCAUAAUAUGCGUCCUAUUCUACGUGGUCUUCUUCGCUUGCGGCCUGGGACCCAUUCCGAACAUGAUCACAGCUGAGGUCUUCAGGCAGGGACCGAGGGCCAGGGCCAUGAGUUUGGCCGGGCUGGCUAACUGGCUGUCCAAUGCCGUCGUAGCUAUGGGCUUCGAGAUUGUUCAGGCGGCGACAAAAGAGUUCGUCUUCCUCAUCUUCCUGGUCAUCAUGGUGGCCUCGCUCAUCUUCACAUACUUCAAGGUUCCCGAGACGAAGAACAAAUCAUUCGACGAGAUCGCCAACCAGUUCAAGAGUGCCGGCGGCAGGAAAAGAUGAAGGAGGGGAGGCUGAGUUGAGGACUGUCAACGUUUAGGGAUGAUAUGAUGAUGAUGAUGAUGAUGAUGAUGACAAUAAUGAUGAUGUUAACAUGAUGAUAAUAAAGAUGAUGUUAACAUGAUGGGUUGUUCUCUCUAUACUGCCGGUGAUGAUGUGAUGCAAUUUUGGUUGGUGGCGAUAGUGGUCAAUAGUAGUGGCGUUGUCGUUUGUGAUGACGAUGAUGAUGUUGUAUGAUUGUGAUGAUGGUAUGAUGAUGAAUGAUGGUAUGAUAAUGAUGAUGGUAUGAUGAUGAUGAUGGUAUGAUGAUGAUGAUGGUAUGAUGAUGAUGAUGGUAUGAUGAUGAUGGUUAUGUUAUUGAUGAUGGCGAUGAUGAUACAUGUCGAUGAUAACGGUAUUGAUAAUGAU
This is a messenger RNA of Helobdella robusta, 1704 nucleotides long. RefSeq lists its product as hypothetical. Gene Ontology annotation, biological process: monosaccharide transmembrane transport. NCBI's taxonomy places the organism in Eukaryota, Metazoa, Annelida, Clitellata, Rhynchobdellida, Glossiphoniidae. The transcript is spliced from 8 exons. The record is from RefSeq and is a predicted model, not a curated record. Bases 1 to 1299 code for a protein of 432 amino acids. Gene Ontology annotation, molecular function: hexose transmembrane transporter activity. Gene Ontology annotation, cellular component: membrane.